This is a messenger RNA of Lycium barbarum (goji berry), 1130 nucleotides long. RefSeq names its product protein FMP32, mitochondrial-like. The transcript is spliced from 7 exons. NCBI's taxonomy places the organism in Eukaryota, Viridiplantae, Streptophyta, Magnoliopsida, Solanales, Solanaceae. The record is from RefSeq and is a predicted model, not a curated record. Bases 360 to 1109 code for a protein of 249 amino acids. Gene Ontology annotation, cellular component: mitochondrion.
AUAAAGCAACCGUAGGAUUCAAAAGACGUUGAAAUUUAUUUCUUCCGCCAUAAACAAUCAACAACUAACUUGUAAAUUAACCAACACAAGUCACUCACCAUUCUUAGCUUGAAUCUCGCUUUCCCUCAUCAGUCCACACCCCUUCAAUAUAAUUCAAAAAACUCCUCUUAAUUAAUCUAUCCAUAUCUCUCUCUCUCUCUCUUAUUUCUUAUGCUGUGGAGAAGAUUAAGAUAAAUAAAAACGUAUCUGAAAGAACCAAAACUUUUCUUUUUUUUUUUUUUUGCUCGCAAAAUCCAGGUUUCUGUUAGGAUUGAAACCUUGUGAUUAAGUAAUGCGAGCAAAAUUUUGAACGAAAUAUAAUGGCUGCUAUGAAGCGAGUGAUUCCAUUAGGUGUUAAUUACGGUAUUAGUUUGUCCAAAUUGCGAGGGAUUAACAAUGUAGCCAUUAAUGUUCCUGCAACUUCCUUGCUUGUAAAUACCGAUGGUUAUAAUGUUAAGUAUUACAGUUCUGCUCAUAACAAGUUUGAUUAUAGGCAGAUUUCGCAGUUUGUUAAACCUAAUAACAAACGUGCAUUUCUCGUUGAUACACUAGCUCUGGUUCGUAGAUUAGAAGCACAAGGUGUACCUUCAAAGCAGGCAGAGGCAAUAACAUCUGCUAUCACUGAGGUUUUAAACGACAGUUUGGAAAAUAUUGCAACUUCUUUUGUUUCGCUAGCUGAAAUGCAGAAAUCUGACUUGGUUCAAGAAGCCAAUCUUUCCAAGUUCAAAUCUCAAGUACAAAGUUCCCAGGAAAAUCAUUUUUCUCUACUGCAACAUGAAACUGAAAAGUUUCGGAAUGACAUUGAGAAAGUGCGUAGUGAAUUGAGGUAUGAAAUUGAUAAGCUUACUGCUGGACAACGUUUGGAUUUAAAUCUCGAAAGAGGAUGCAUUCGCGAUGAGCUUGCAAAGCAGAAUACAGAGACCUCCAACCUUACUAACAAGCUAGAUCGAGAAAUCCAUGCCAUGAGGGCCCAACUUGAAGCUGGAAAAUAUGAAGUCAUCAAAUAUUGUAUAGGUACCCUUGUGUCCAUCUCAGCUGUUGGCCUUGCUGUGCUUCGCUUAUAUGCUUAAAAAAGAUUUUCCAGAAGAUAU